This is a messenger RNA of Gossypium raimondii (Peruvian cotton), 1305 nucleotides long. RefSeq lists its product as uncharacterized. The coding region runs from base 1 to 1305 and encodes 434 amino acids. NCBI's taxonomy places the organism in Eukaryota, Viridiplantae, Streptophyta, Magnoliopsida, Malvales, Malvaceae. The record is from RefSeq and is a predicted model, not a curated record. The transcript has a single exon.
AUGACGGGAUAUAUUGACAAUGAUCAAUUGUUAAUUCACUGUUUCCAAGAUAGUUUGAUCGGAGCUGCAGCUAAAUGGUACAACCAGCUGGGUCGUACCCAAAUUUGCUCAUGGAAAGAUUUGGCUCAAGCUUUCAUGGGACAAUAUAGCCAUGUAGCAGACAUGACGUCCGAUAGGAUCACGCUACAAAACAUGGAGAAGAAACAGAACGAAAGCUUCAGGCAGUACGCCCAGAGGUGGAGAGAAGUGGCAACUCAAGUCCAGCCGCCUCUUCUGGAAAAAGAAACCAUAAUGCUUUUAAUCAAUACUUUAAAGGCCCCGUUCAUCACCCAUAUGUUGGGAAGCGCCACUAUGAGCUUCUCAGAUAUAGUGAUGAUCGGUGAAAUGAUUGAAAAUGCGGUGAGAAAUGGUAAAAUAGAUGCGGGGGAAAACUCUAAAAGACCAAACUCGAGGAAGAAGGAAGGCGAAGUGAACAAUGUGAGUGCGUACAAUAACGGAUACUCAAAGCCAAUUACUGUUGACCCACUAAGGAUGGUAGCUACUAGCCAUCAAGGUCCUCUGAGGCAAGAGUCCAAUUCAAGGUCAGAAAGACCCCAAUUUACACCUAUCUCAAUAACUUAUAAAGAGUUGUAUCAAAAUUUAUUCGAUGCACGCGUGGUAGCCUAUUUUUAUCUAAAACCCAUGCAACCCCCGUUUCCUAAGUGGUAUGAUACAAACGCUCAAUGCGAAUAUCAUGCAGGGAUAACGGGACAUUUGAUCAAGAAUUGUACUGCGUUCAAGAAGGUGGUUGAAAGACUCAUCAAAAUGGGUAUUGUGAAGCUAGAUGACCCUUCUGGACCUAACGUAGCAAGGAACCCCUUACCUAAUCAUUCUAACAAAUGGGUCAACGAGGUAUCCAAGGAUGGAAGUAGGAGAAUCAAGGUAGACGUGAUGGAGGUGAGAGCCCUAAUGAAAUAUGUUUGGGACCAGAUGGUAUAUAGGGGUCUAAUCACACGAGAUUUAGACGAAAAGCCUAAAGAGGCAAGAAUGUACUGUGAGUUCCAUGCCAAGGAGGGUCAUAAUAUCCAAGAAUGUGCAGAGUUUAGGACCGUGGUACAAAAUCUGAUGGAUAAUAAAGAGAUUGAGUUUUAUGAAGGGAAUAAAAAAUUUGAAGCAAGGGAGGUCUGCGCCUCGGAGGAGGGACCUGCAGAAAGGUUCCAGAAGGUCAAUCACCCAGUGGUGAUCAUUUCACGACCAAGGAAUAAUGAAGCGGGAAUACAAGUACCACCGAAAGUCAUAAUCCAAAAACCUGUCCCCUUUCUCUAA